AUGAGACUCGCCCACCUCCACCUCCACCAUCAAACGCCCUUUGCCCGCGUCUCAGCCAUCCAACAAGCCCUCACAACCCGACUCCUCACCCACAAAAAGCUCGCCUCCCCAGGCUCUCUAUCCUCCCAAUACGACCACACCUCUUUAAAAUCACCACCCCCACCCCCAGACCCAACAAUCAUAACCUUCACCCCAAACCCCGUCUACACCACUGGCCGCCGCGACCUCCCCCCAUCAAACACACUCUCCCCAACCCUCUCCCUCCCCCCACCCCUCGAACCAAUCCGCCAUAUCUUCACAAAAAACAAGGCAGAAUACCACCCCACGCUACGCGGUGGCCAAACAACAUACCACGGCCCCGGCCAGAUGGUCGCAUACACGAUCCUCGAUCUAAAGAGACUGGGUCUUACGCCGCGAUGCCAUAUCCGCGUUCUGGAGAAUAGUGUUAUUGAUUUACUGGCUGGGUAUGGGGUGCGUGCAGUGACUACUGAGGAUCCGGGUGUGUGGACGGGUGGGAAGAAGAUUACUGCUGUGGGUGUGCAUUUGAGGAGGAAUAUUAGUAGUUUUGGGAUUGGGUUGAAUGUUACAGAUGAGCCUAUGUGGUUCUUUAAGCAGAUUGUUGCUUGUGGGUUGGAGGGGAAGGAGGCUACCAGUUUGCAGGGUGUUGGUGUGGCUAAGGAGAUUGAUGAUGUUGCUGCUGGGUUUGUGGGGAGGUUUGUGGAUCGUGUUAAUAAGGAUUUUGCUUGUGGGGAGGGUUUGGGGGAGAAGAUUGAGGAGGUUUAUCGGGUUAGGGAGGAGGAUCUUUUGCCGGCUUGUUAA
Penicillium salamii is the source of this 819-nucleotide messenger RNA. NCBI's taxonomy places the organism in Eukaryota, Fungi, Ascomycota, Eurotiomycetes, Eurotiales, Aspergillaceae. The record is from the annotation of a GenBank genome assembly.